AUGCUCUCCAUUUAUGGAUUUUGCAAUCUAUUUGCAGUUUUUUUCGCCAUGUUCGCCUGCUUCUUGAAUAUUAUCCUAUUAUUUUCAAUACUCUAUUUAAAAUUGAUACCUAUAAAAUCAAGUAUGUCACUGAUCUACUAUAAAUUCGGUAUUGAUGCAUUCUAUACGUUCAGCAUAUGCAUUUCUAGAGUAUAUAUUCCCAUUACUAUGACUUUCGUUGAUUAUAUCAUUAAAAACAUGAGUUUCUACCUGUUCUGGGCGUCCACCUCAUUUGGAAGUCUGCGUGCAGUCGUGGCACUUGCGAUAUCCCUAGAAAGAGCUGUUGCCUCUUUAUUCCCAAUUUUCUACCACAAUAUUCGACCAACAUUUUCAAAUAAGUCAAUAUGGUUUUUCAUGGUUUCUAGUGUUUUAUUGGAUCAAUACAUUCUGUUUGGAUAUUGCGGAAAUGUUAUAGAAACUCCAAAGGAUUGCGUUAAUUUGCAAUGUUCAACGAACCAGUGUUACAUUACUUAUUGGUCGUUCCAUGAGCGAAUAACUUAUUUGGCCAAUAUAGUUUUAUGCACCGUUGUCGUUUUUCGGAUGUUCAUUUGGAAUAAUUACUUUAGCAAACAAACAAGCAAAACAAUUUCAAGAGCGACACGCAUUGCACUUUUUGACACGGUUUUCAUUACUGUGUUUAAUACAUUCCCCGCAUUUAUUUUAGUCAAAGUAGCCUCUCUGAAUUUUAAGGCGGCUGGAUCAUUUACUUAUGUUACAAAAACUCUUGGUCUGAUGGUCGAAGCAUUGAUAACUUAUCGAAUUUUGUUUGGUAGAAAAAAAGUUUCACCAAUUCCUGGCACACCUCUAACGUAA
Caenorhabditis elegans is the source of this 852-nucleotide messenger RNA. It is a transcript of the gene srbc-83, whose product is annotated as Serpentine Receptor, class BC (Class B-like). The coding region runs from base 1 to 852 and encodes 283 amino acids. The transcript has 2 exons. The record is from RefSeq and is marked reviewed. NCBI's taxonomy places the organism in Eukaryota, Metazoa, Nematoda, Chromadorea, Rhabditida, Rhabditidae.